Trichomonas vaginalis G3 is the source of this 1428-nucleotide messenger RNA. RefSeq lists its product as uncharacterized. Lineage: Eukaryota; Parabasalia; Trichomonadida; Trichomonadidae. The coding region runs from base 1 to 1428 and encodes 475 amino acids. The record is from RefSeq and is a predicted model, not a curated record. The transcript has a single exon.
AUGACUUCUCCAUUUGUUUUGGUGAAGAUUCUAAAACUAUAUCAAAAGGAAUAUUAUGAUGAAUAUGUUUUGCCUUUAUUACGUAAGCCAAAAAUAACAUUUGAUAUCAAACUUGAUGACUCGUUUUUGAUAACAGAUAUUAGACGCAAGGCUGAAAAUCAUCAGUAUAAAAACAGUUCUGAAGUAAUUGAGGAUUUAUCACGUGUAAUCCGUUUUGUAGAUUGUGGAAAUAAAUAUUUCAUUCAAAAGGAUUACAACAUACACGACAAAAUGAAUCAAAUAUCAUUCGUUCUUCAGUCAAACAUGAAAGAGUCACUCAAAAUGAUUAAAUUAUUUAAAGAAGAAGGUAAAACCAUAACAGCAUGGGAUGUACUAUUAAAUCAAUUGUCUUCAUUAACCGUUAAGGGUGUUUGCUUUAAAUCUGAUUCCCCAGAUGUUUUCUCAACGUUUCAAGGUUAUAAAUACAACAUUCUCGAAAAACCAGAUUACUCAAAAAUUGAGAUGUUUAUGAAUUUCAUUAAAGAAGCCAUUUGUGAUAAUAACGAUGAAGUGUAUAAAUACCUUCUCGGUUGGAUUGCAUCAAUGAUUCAACAUCCUGGAAUCAAGAAUGAAACAGCAAUUAUUUUGAAAGGACUUCAGGGAACGGGUAAAAACAGAUUUACAGACAUUAUUUCUGAACUUCUCGCUGGUUAUUCAUGCAAAAACAUUACUGAAAUAAGUGAGCUAACGGGUAAUUUCAACUCAGUAGUUGAGAAUAAAAUGUUUCUUGUACUUAAUGAACUCAAGAAUGUUGGUGAAGACAGACUCGCAAACUUCAACGCUUUGAAAUCAAUUAUUACGGAUAAUGAGAUUAGAAUUAAUGAAAAGAAUCAACCCAGAAGAACUGCUCAGAAUGUUGCAAACUUCAUUUUCGUAACUAAUAACGUUUACCCUGUCAAAAUUGAAGUUGGAGACAGAAGAUACGUAGUUUUAAGAGUUAAUGGUAAAUUCAAGGGUCAAUUUGAUUACUUCAAGAAUUUAAUGGAUUCAUGCACAAAGGAAUUUUAUGAUAACCUUUUAACAUAUUUUAUGCAAUAUGACCUUUCAUCAUUUAAUGUACGAAUCAUUCCGAUGACUGAAGCCAAACAAGAUUUAAUUGAAUUAUCAACAAAUCCUUUAGAUGAAUGGAUAAAUACACAUUAUGAUGAAUUAUGUGCAGGUAUGACGUGUAAAAAUGCUCUAUUCUGCAAACCAUCAGACAUGAAAGACAAAAACUUUCAAAUGAGCAUUAAGGAUAAAUGUGAAAGGAAACAAAGAAAAAUAGAUGGUAAACAAACAUGGUAUUAUGUUUUGAAAGAAGAAAUGAAAGGAUUAUAUAAACAAAUUGAACCAAACGAUAAUGAGGAAUCAUUUACUGACGAUGAAAUACCUGUGAAUGAAGCUUUAUAA